Messenger RNA from Saccostrea cuccullata (small rock oyster), 2081 nucleotides. RefSeq names its product E3 ubiquitin-protein ligase TRIM45-like. Bases 9 to 1400 code for a protein of 463 amino acids. NCBI's taxonomy places the organism in Eukaryota, Metazoa, Mollusca, Bivalvia, Ostreida, Ostreidae. The transcript has a single exon. The record is from RefSeq and is a predicted model, not a curated record. Gene Ontology annotation, molecular function: zinc ion binding.
AGGUUGCAAUGGCGUCGUCAACAGGAGACACUGGUUGUAUAAAUGAUUCAGCAGUGUGUCCAAUAUGUUUCCAAAAGUUUAAGAAACCGAAGAUGUUGCCGUGUUCUCAUACUUUUUGUCAUUCUUGUUUGGAAGGACUCAUCAAAUCGUCCUGCAGUAGUGCGACCUCCUUGGGAUUUACAUGUCCUCUGUGUCGAAAAUUCAUAGUAGCCCCGGGGACAGUGGGCCAGUGGCCUUUAGAUAAAUGGGCGUCGCUUUUCCCGCCAAACCAAUUUAUAGAGUAUUUGAUUGAAAAGGGCUCAGAGGUGUCGACCAUUGAUUGUGAUGCAUGUGUCGAAGAUGGCGAAGACGUGAGAGCUACAAACUGGUGUAAAGAUUGUAGGCGACCCUUCUGUGAAAACUGUUCAAAAAUGCAUAAAAAGUUUCCCGCUGUACGCGACCAUGAAACAGUCUCUUUGAGCGAGAUUACCUCUGUCACUAAGCCUGCAGAGAUUGUUUCAAUGUUUUGCACAGUGCAUGAACAGAAUAAAUUGGAACUUUUUUGUAGAGAUCACCAAGCACCCUCUUGUGUCUUAUGCGUUCCUAUGUUGCAUAGAACCUGUGACCACAUAGGAUCAAUACAAGAAGAAGUGAAAAAAUUUGAUAAAACAAAGAUUCAUGCUGUAGGACUUGUGAAAGAGAUGAAAACAAUUUGUGAUGUUUUCGAAAAACUCAUUGAGGAGGAGAAAAUGAACAUUGCAAAAAUUGAUGAAAAAACUGACAUGUACAUUGAUAUGGUCAAAAGUGCUUGUGAGAGAUCAGUGCAGCAUUUGAAAAAUCUAGAGGAAAAGCAAUUGAAUCAAAUUGCAAAAUUUUCAAAAGAUGGUAAAACAAAGAUAGAAUCUACAAUUAAAGACCACGAAAAUCGAAGGGGAUAUGUUAAAACGUGUCUGAAAUUAAUCAGUGAAACACUAGAACAGGGUGAUGAUGUUCAUCUCCUACUUCAAUAUUCUUUCGUGAAAGAAAAGAUCAGAGAGAUAGAAAAACUUGAACUGACAACCGUAAAGAUAGAUUUAUCUGCAACUACAGUGGACGAAAUUGAAAAUAUCAAAGAAUUUUUAAAGUUAAAGUUAGAUGAAAAGAGUACAAACAUUCCAGAAACCAUUGACGUUGCUCGAUCUCAGUUGAGUGUUAUCCAUUGCUUUACAGUGGCGAAAUCCAACAUUAUAGGAGGAGCAUUUUUGCAAGAUGGGCGCAUACUCCUGAUUGAUGCUAAAUCACGUCGCUGCCUGAUAUACAGUGAACAUGGUGUUUUAGAACAGGAGACAAAGUUUCUUAAGUGUCCAUGGGAUGUUUUUAUAGAUUCUUAUCUUCUCUAUGUCACAUUUCCUGCUGUCAAGGAGAUAAAUGCUAAAUGCUAAAUUUAGAUGAUCUAUCUGAAUUUAAGACAUUUCAAGUAAAUUGUACAUGCAGAGGUAUAACAAAAGUGGACGAUAGAAUAAUAUUAGCGGGGAAAACGGUUAUAGAAACUCUGAAUGGAGAUUUUGAACAUCUUGAUGAGACUAAAGUAGAUGCAGAUACGGAUGAUGUAGCUUCAGAUUUAAAUGGAAACCUUAUAUAUUCUUGUUACAAUAAUGGUAUAGUAACAAAGAAAUGCAGCAUGAAAAGGCAUAUAUAUGCUUAUAAACAUUGGACUCUAAGUGCACCAUUUGGUCUGGAUGUCGAUCACAUGGGAAACGCCUACGUGUGUGGAUUUGAGAGCAACAACAUUCAUAUAAUAUCGACAGAUGGAGAAACCUUGAGGAUUUUAGAUGGAUUCACUAAACCUCAGUGUGUAAAAAUUCAAAAUAACAGUGUCAAGUUUUUUGUUGUGGAAGAAGAAUCAAAAGUGAAAGUAUGUGAAUUUAUAUAAAUUGUCGAGAAAAAUAAACAAUGUAGGGAUUUAUUUUUAAACUGCCUUGCAACUUUCAUAAAUGUAUGACAUGUACGGUGUAUAAUCUAACAGUCCUAGCUAUUGGGAUAGGGCAAAUGAUGAAUUGAUUCAAUUGAAAUAUAUUAGCUUUCCAUUACGUUCAUUGAAAUCAAAAUAAAAUUCCUGAACA